AGGCAUUAGUGUGUGUUUGUUAUACAGUUGAUACAGUUCAGUUAAGCGGCUGUGUAGUAAAAAUAUUAAUAUAUACAAUUUUUUUGUUGAAAUUACAAGUUUUAAAUUUAAGUAAAUGAAUAUUUUAUAUAUAUCUGCAAUAGUAUGUGGUCUUUGUAUAUUUUUGACUAUAACUCUGGCAUACAAACCAUAUCACUAUGUUCAACCUAAUAAUGGUCUGCACCAACAAAAAGAGUUUCUUCCACUGUAUCCAUAUGGAAAUAUUUAUGGGAAUGAAAAUGAUCAACCAACAGUACUUUCAAGCACAAAAAAAACAUCGGAUACGAAAUUGUUUGAAAUCGUAAACGAAUGGAAAUAUUUGGAUUUUGAGUAUUUAACAUAUGAACAACGAAAGCGAGCUCUUGAAAAUAAGGAAUUCAUUCCAGAAAAUAACUUACCAUUAGGCAUUGACUUUUAUGAAAAUCGAAUAUUUAUUACAACACCCAGAUGGAAAGAUGGUGUACCAGCAAGUUUUGGCUAUUUAAAUUAUCCACCAGUAGAACGUAGUCCAGCUAUUAAACCAUAUCCCAACUGGGAAGCUCACGGUGAUCCUUAUAAUCCGGAUUGCUCUAAAUUAAUUUCAGUAUACCGAACCUUUAUUGAUAGCUGUGAACGUAUUUGGUUAAUAGAUUCAGGUAUAGUAAACGCCACGGUCUCACUUAACCAAAUAUGUCCUCCUAAAAUACUUGCAUACGAUUUGCGAACAAAUAAAUUGCUAGUCCACUAUGACUUUCCGGCUAGUCAAAUAAAAGAAGAUAGCUUACAUUCGAAUAUUGUUGUGGAUGUUUCCAAUGAUCGUUGCGAUGAUGCCUAUGCUUACGUUACUGACGUUUGGCGGUUCGGCAUUGUGGUUUACAGUUUGAGGAAAAAUCGAAGUUGGCGAGUAACCAACUACAAUUUUUCGCCUGAUCCGGUUGCGUCUGACUUCAAUGUAUAUGGUUUGAAUUUCCAAUGGUUGGAUGGAGUUUUUGGAAUGAGUUUAUCAUUGCCAAAAUUAUCAACAAAUGAACGAGUCUUAUACUUCCAUCCCAUGGCAAGCUUUAAGGAAUUCAUGGUAUCAACAAGUUUACUGAAAGAUGAAAAUAUAUGGACAGCAGAUGCUCAAAAGGUUGCAAAGUAUUUUGUACCAAUUGGAGAGCGUGGAAAAUUCGGCCAAUCUUCGACGUCGGGAAUUGCACAGAAUGGUGUUAUGUUUUUCACACAAGUCCAUAGAGAUGAUGUUGGAUGUUGGGAUACUUCAAAAUCUUAUGGCCAAAAUAACAUCCAUCGAUUUUUCGAAAACGCUUCCAAUAAUAAUUCAACACAGACUCUAAUUCAAUUUCCAAAUGAUUUAAAAGUUGAUCAUGAAUCUUUACCUCAUCAGAGUAUUUGGGUCAUAAGCAACCGUUUGCCGAUUUAUUUAUACAGUCAGUUAAACUAUGAUGAAAUUAAUUUCCGUAUUUUAAAAGCAAAUGUUGCUAAUAUUAUUGCUAAUACAGUUUGCGACCCGCUUCAAAGUUCCCAUUCUCUUAAAGACCUAACGAACACUUAACUCAUUUAUUUUAAAUAUAUUCUUAAUAUAUACAUAUAUGUAUGCAUAAUAAAUAAAAAACAAAAUAUAUUUUAAAUGUA
Messenger RNA from Lucilia cuprina (Australian sheep blowfly), 1650 nucleotides. RefSeq names its product protein yellow (gene yellow-h). The coding region runs from base 116 to 1570 and encodes 484 amino acids. Gene Ontology annotation, cellular component: extracellular region. The record is from RefSeq and is a predicted model, not a curated record. The transcript has 3 exons. Lineage: Eukaryota; Metazoa; Arthropoda; Insecta; Diptera; Calliphoridae.